This is a messenger RNA of Macadamia integrifolia, 1516 nucleotides long. RefSeq lists its product as uncharacterized. Bases 129 to 1433 code for a protein of 434 amino acids. NCBI's taxonomy places the organism in Eukaryota, Viridiplantae, Streptophyta, Magnoliopsida, Proteales, Proteaceae. The transcript has 2 exons. The record is from RefSeq and is a predicted model, not a curated record.
CAACCCUAAAAGCCCUUUUUUACAGCAAUGUUUUCUAUUUAAUUUUUAGCCCUGCUACCACCUGAGAGCAAAUACCAAAAAAACCUGAGUUAGUACUCUCUCUCUCUCUCUCUGCUUGCUUCACCAAAAUGUUGGGGAUGUGCUAUCCUCACCAUACUUCAUUGCAGUCAAAAGAUGAACGAAAGUUCCUAAAACAAAGCUUUGAUGGUUACUCCUAUAAGGAAUUUGCUGAUUUAGAUUUGUUUCGCAGAUGCUUCUACCCUCAUGAUUGGCAAUAUGAUGAAUUUUACCCCAAAUGGGAGAGGGUGCUUAAGUCAUACAUUGGUGAGGAUGGGUUGGGGGUGCCUAUGUUAGAUCGGCUCUGGCAACAUGUCCUAGCAAGCACCGGCGGUAACCAAUCGGACCCCAGCCAAUUAUACAAGAAUGCAGUGGGAAGAGUGGAGAUAAAAGCCAGAGCUGUCUAUAUUGAAGAAGAUAUCAUCAAAUGCAGUAAUGAAGAAUUCCUGCAAGUAAUGACAGAGCAAGGUUGUUUCAUACUACAAGUAGCCUUGUGCUCUUUGGGUGGUCCAAAACCCUUAGGUUAUCCUCCAGAUGAUCCACUCUUCGGCGAAAAGAGAUGGAACAAGGAAGUCAUCAGAUUUCUUGUGAACAGGUAUAUUUUUUCUAUCAACAAUCAAAUUUCAUUAGUAAUCCUUGAGGCGUUGAUGAAACAGGGAUUCUUCCAAAAGGUACUCAAAUCAGGAAAAUGGAAGCGACCCAAUGACUUGGCAAGGAUGGUUUUGUAUGAUUUCUUGGUAGAACCAAUGUUAGAACACCAAGUGAAGAGCCAAGGAAAUUAUAUGAUGAGACUUCAUGGGCUUUUUCACAAGAGGAUGAUGAGCCGUCGUUGGCAUCAAGAACAACCUAUUACUCUUCGCCAAGCUCUUUGGUUGCUAUUGACUGGACCAGGCUCCUCCCAUGGCCGCGGCGCCAACCAUAUCGAGGAAGGUGAUUACCUUUAUACCAACUUCCCCACAGUACGGGGUGCGAUGGAGUUGCAAGCAGCGGGAAUCAGUUUCAAGAGUGAAGAGGGAAUGGGAACGAGACAGAUAAAGUUCAAGAAAACAAUGUUAGGGGGUUAUCUUUACCUCCCCUGCAUCUGCAUGGAACCUCAUACUAUGACAUUGUUUCAGAAGGUGAUCAAUGAUGAAGUUGAAUUUGAGCUGGAUAUAAACCGGCGUUCAGUUUCUGCUUAUGUAAGUUUAAUGAAAGAGCUCAUCCGUAGUCGUGACGAAGUCAAAGUUCUUGUCACACAAGGUAUCAUUGAGGUUGAUCCUGAAUAUGAACAACAAUUGCCGGAUGCGUUAUUGAAGUUGCAGACAUCGGAGGUAGGAAACAGCCACCAUCUUGUUGCCGUCCGGCGUCAGAUUUGUAGGAACAAAAACAAAGCAUAGGCCCACGGAACGGCUGGACCCCUAUUCUGGCGAUGUGGCACAACAGUUUGAAAAAUCUGAAACACUGGACCCAAAAAAAAAAA